This is a messenger RNA of Anopheles stephensi (Asian malaria mosquito), 2671 nucleotides long. RefSeq lists its product as uncharacterized. The transcript is spliced from 2 exons. The coding region runs from base 109 to 2616 and encodes 835 amino acids. The record is from RefSeq and is a predicted model, not a curated record. Lineage: Eukaryota; Metazoa; Arthropoda; Insecta; Diptera; Culicidae.
AACCGAACCACGCGCGUCCUGUUUUCUUUCGAUGCAGUUUCAAGCGUUGAAUGCUCAUGUUCGGUUCGGUUCGUUUUGAGUAAGUGAGUGUUUUUCUCUUUUAUCACAAUGCCUGAUUCAUCUCGUACGCUUGGUGAUAUCGACGAGAUCGAUAGUGGCGAGCUGGGGACACAGCUAAAGAACUGGAUCGAAGAGGAGGGCAUCGAGACGAACAUUCAGCUGCAGAUGAAGAGAAAUUUAAUUGAGAAAAUGAGCCGGACUGCGCUAGGCAAGAAAAUCGCUCUCAAGCUACAAACGCAGCAGGGAAUCGUGCUUUCUCCAUUGGUCCUGGUACUCAACACGCUCGUCGCCGAGUUUCUCUACACCCAGAACUGCCACUUUUCACUGUCCAUCUUUACCAAUGAGGUGCCGUUCAAAAACACGCUGCCCGACUUUACCCGGUCCUCCGUGUUUCGGUUGAACCGUGCGGAGCUGGGCGAAAUUUUCGAAGCGCUCGGGAUCGAACACUACGAAGGGUUGGUGCAAAAGUACGAAAAGUUUGGCACCGACCACGGAAGUCGCUCGCUGCUGUACAUCGUGUUUAAGACAAUUCUAGCGGCAGUUAAAGCGCAGGAAGUAAAGCUACGCCACCUGCAACGGUUGGACAAGCGGAAAGCAUCCGCACGCACAAUGUUUAAGCAGCUCGAGGUGGAAAAGCUGCAUCGAAACGUGGAAAAGCUACUGCACCGGGUGAAAACCGUUGGGAAAGCGAUUGUUGAGCUGGAAAAGUGUCAGCCACCGGCGAAUGCAUCUGACGCAAAAGACCAACAGCAACAGACGAAUCUGGAUGAAACUACAAAGCCCGACGAUGAUCACUCUUCCGCCCGUUCACUGCGCGUAUGUUCGGAGAAUGUUUCGAAGCUGGUGGAAAGGUUAGAAUCGUGUACGAAAAUGUUCGAACAGCUCAUCGAGACGGCACGCCAACAGCGCCACGUUGAAGACGUUGAGGAUAAACUGGAAGCCGAACUGGACGAAGAAGACCCGGCGGCAGUGGGCGAUAAACUCUACAGUAAGCAGAAAGAGAAACGAAAGACUUACACCGAGUUCCUGCAUGAACUGAAAACGACCGAGCACGGUAAAAGGUAUGUUGCAAAGCUACAGAAACAAGUGGCCAAAUUGCUGGAGAAAGAAAAACAGCAACUGGAAGCGAAGUACGGUAAAGAGCUGCGAAAACUCGAGUUACAGUAUGAAGAAAAGCUAGAAACGGCACUGCUAACAAAACGAACGGCCACCUCCGCCGUCCCAUUACCUCCGACCCCACAAACCGAUCCCAGCGCCAUUUCCGUGCUGCAGCACAUUGAUUCAAGAAGCGAGGAAAGCCAACACUUUAUGCGAAAAAUCGAUGAAAAGCUAGAUCAGCUGUACCGUCAGGAGCGGAACGUUGACGACAAAUUGGCCACGCUUCGAAACGAUCUACAGCGCCAGGAGCAAAGGCAGAGCCGUUACUUCGAAUCGCUUAAGGCGGCCAAAACGAAGGAAAGCAAGCUGCAGGUGCUGCACACCGUGGAGAAGGAACUGAUGGCCACGUUCGAGGAUGAAACGAAUGCCAUCAUCCAGAACGCAAAGCAAACGAUUGAACAGCUCGAGAAAGAGAGCGAUAAGAUUAACCACUCGUUUCAGCAAUAUUUGCGAAAGCAGCGCGAGGAUAAACGUAAGCUCGUCGAUGAGAAAGUGCAGAUAUGGACACGGUACAAUGAUGAAAAAUUGGAACUAAACCAACGUGAGCUCUUGAAUGGGACAGUCGAGGGCCAGCAAGAACGUGAACCAGCGGCACCGAUCGUUACAGAAAUUACUGUACCCAUUCAACUGCCCGUGGGAGGAGAUACUGCUUUCGAGAAUCCUUUCCGUUCGUUCGAUCCACUCAAGUAUCUGAAACGAUCGCGCCCAAUCGAAAGUCAUAUGGUGGAUGUGGCCACCGGUACAACGUCCAACACGGGCAUUCAAACAUCACAGGAUGAAGAACCGGUUCCGGUAGAAGUAGUGACACCGGACAGACCAAUCCCCGUGCCACGAACAAACAGCAACGCACAGCUUACGGAUGCGUUAGCCAAAGAUACACGCGAACUACGCAAGAGCAUCGAAGAAAACCUCCAAAAAUUGGACCAAAUGAGUAGAACGUACUCAAAAUCGAACAGCUCGUCGGACAAGCGUACCACUGAUAUCGUCCCGCGGGAUGAAACGGGUCUUAAAAAUUCGCAAGUCCAAAAGCCUUCGCUCCCUACGGUUGAGCCAACAUCGAACAGAAGUUUGGACGAUUGUUCCAGCACCGAGUUGGGUUUAUCCGAUGGUGAAAUUGUGUUCCCCGCCGUCCCGGCACCAGUGCCUCAAACACAAGCGAAGCUAUACACUUCACUGGAGCAAGCCGACUUUAGCAACCGGCUGCAAACCGAUGGAAAACAUCCUAUAAAAUUAACGAACCCAGUUCAAGCGAUGGCUGCGAGCUACAGCGACUUAUCAAUUAGCAGUGUUAGCGGUGUAAGCAAACUGUCCUACGAGAAGAGCCAAAGUUUCGAUGGCGAGCUAGAUCGCAUAUCUACCGGUGUCCGUUCGAAUGCAUCACAAAACAGCUGGACGUAAGGUUGCACGAUACGUUUUGUUUAGGCUAUAUUUUAUACACUCUCUAUGUUACUGC